This is a messenger RNA of Salmo salar (Atlantic salmon), 1780 nucleotides long. Lineage: Eukaryota; Metazoa; Chordata; Actinopteri; Salmoniformes; Salmonidae. The record is from RefSeq and is a predicted model, not a curated record.
AUAUAAGUUUCACCGUGGCACUAAGCGUUUCAAACUCACCACUGGAGCAAGGUUCUACACAUCGGACUAUCAUCACCACAGAUCAGCAACCAACCCCCUGGGAUAAAAUAAUACCGUUUCGGUUUUACGGGGUUGAGAGUCUCUGAAAUAUUUGUAUUCGGUUCAGCUGCGCACUCAUCAACUGCUGGGAGAAUGGUGGAGGUGAGGAAGAUCUGUUGUAUUGGGGCUGGCUACGUGGGCGGUCCCACCUGCAGCGUGAUAGCCCAAAUGUGCCCCGAGGUGACGGUUACCGUGGUGGACGUGAACGAGGAUCGCAUCCGUGCCUGGAAUUCUGAUAGCCUUCCCAUCUUUGAGCCUGGACUCCAGGAAGUGGUGGACUCAUGCCGCGGGGUCAACCUUUUCUUCUCCACAGACAUUGAUGAGGCCAUAAAAAAUGCAGACCUGGUUUUCAUAUCUGUCAAUACGCCUACCAAGACAUUUGGGAUUGGUAAGGGUCGAGCAGCGGACCUAAAGUACAUAGAAGCAUGUGCCCGGCGCAUUGCUGAUGUGUCCAUCGGGUGUAAGAUUGUUGUAGAGAAAAGCACAGUUCCUGUACGUGCUGCUGAGAGCAUCCGCCGCAUCUUCAACGCCAACACCAAGAGUAGCUUCAACUUUCAGGUCCUCUCAAACCCAGAGUUUCUUGCUGAGGGAACAGCCAUCACAGAUCUGAAGAAUCCAGACAGGGUAUUGAUUGGAGGGGAUGAGACCCCUGAGGGCCAACAUGCUAUUGAGGCCCUGCGGAGCAUCUAUGAGCACUGGGUCCCCAAGAGCAAGAUUAUCACCACCAACACCUGGUCCUCUGAGCUCUCCAAGCUGGCAGCCAAUGCCUUUCUGGCCCAACGUAUCAGUAGCAUCAACUCCAUCAGUGCCCUGUGCGAGGUAACUGGCGCAGAUGUAGAGGAGGUGGCACAUGCCAUCGGGACAGACCAGAGAAUAGGCAGUUGCUUCCUGAAGGCCAGCGUGGGAUUUGGUGGCAGCUGUUUCCAGAAGGAUGUCCUCAAUCUUGUGUACCUAUGCGAGGUGCUAAACCUACCCGAGGUUGCAAGAUACUGGCAACAGGUUAUAGAGAUAAACGAUUACCAGCGAAAACGAUUCUCUUCGCGGAUAAUCAGCUGCCUCUUCAACACAGUGACGGACAAGAAGAUAGCCUUGCUAGGUUUCGCUUUCAAGAAAAACACAGGCGAUACAAGGGAAUCCUCUAGUAUCUACAUCAGUCGUUACCUGCUGGAGGAGGGAGCCUGUCUACACAUCUAUGACCCCAAGGUUAAAGCGCAGCAGAUCAUGCACGACCUGACUCAGCCCACACCCUCAGAAAGACAUGACCCCGCCACAGUUUCUCGUCUAGUCACCAUCGUCACCGACCCGUACAAGGCUUGUGAGAACGCCCAUGCAAUUGUCAUCUGCACAGAGUGGGAUAUGUUCACGGAGCUGGACUAUGAGAAGAUCUAUAAAGCCAUGCUGAAACCUGCCUUCAUCUUUGACGGUAGAAGGAUCUUGGACAGCUUGCACGACCAACUCCAGCAUAUCGGCUUCCAGGUGGAGACUAUUGGGAAAAGAGUUAACCAGAGGAUCCACUUCACUGCCAUUGAGGACAAGUCAGAAAUAGACCAACAGCAACCAUUGAAGAAGAUCAAACUAUGAAGUGUGCUUUUGGGACAGCAGUGAAAGAGCCAGCUCAGUGCAGUAAUAUAUUAAACCAAGUUAUAAUUUUUUAUGUAAUAUUAAAUCAGUGGGAUGGCUA